ACGUACAUGAAACUAUCAUAGUCGCUUUUGUAGAGAUAUCGACUUCGCUCCUGAAUAGUUUCUCCUAACGUGCUACGUAUAUAAGUAGGAACCGCUUUCCUAUACAAUCCAUACCAAUUGAGCAAGCACGCGGAUACACUUACCUUCGUCCAAACACUAUGAUACCUGUAAGCGUUGUGAGUGCCAGUACCACUAGUAUCCUGGGAAAUUCCCUCACUCGUCUCGGCUAUUUUAACCAGCCCAAACAUACCGCUGUCCUCGUCAUCGGAGGCGGACCUGCCGGAAGCUAUGCUGCCAGCCUUCUGAAGCAGGAGGGUCACCAAGUUGUGCUCUUGGAAUUUGCAAAGUUCCCUAGAUAUCAUGUCGGCGAGUCCAUGCUGCCCUCUCUCAGGAACUACCUGCGCUUCAUUGACUUGGAGGAGGAGUUCGAGAGUCAUGGAUUCCUUACCAAGCCCGGAGCUAGUUUCAAGCUCGUACAUGGCAUUCGCGAGAGCUGGACUGACUUCACGGCUCUGGGUCCAGGAUAUGGCACCUGGAAUGUGAUCCGUUCCGAGAUGGACGAGAUGUUGCUCCGUCACGCGGAGAAACAGGGCGUCAAGGUGUUCGAGGAGACACGUGCGGAGAGCAUCGACUUCGAGGGCGAGCCCGACUCGUCCCGACCCACCGCGGCGCAUUGGACCAACAAACGGGGUGAAUCUGGGAAGAUCACCUUUGACUGGCUCGUUGAUGCCUCCGGCCGUGCGGGAAUUAUGACCACGAAAUACCUCGCCAAUCGCGAGAUGCGUGAGAGUUUGCGCAACGUCGCUGUGUGGGCCUAUUGGAAAGAUGUAAAACGAUAUGAAGAAGGAACUAAAAAGGCUAACUCUGGCUGGUUUGAGGCUUUGACCGGUGAUGAUAACAUUCCCGUCGAACAUUGUCUGCCGCUUACCCGUUCUGAUACCCGCAGACGAGAAGGCUGGUCUUGGACGAUCCCUUUACACGAUGGAACGACCUCAAUCGGUGUUGUCAUGCAUCAAAGUGCCUCCAAUGUGAAGAAAGCAAAGCUCAAUGCUGAGGGCAAGCGCCCCACUUUGACCGAACAUUACCUGGAGCAGCUCGAGUUCCUCCCAGGUAUAAGGGAGCUGAUCGGAGACCAAGGAGCGAUGAUUCCGGAUAGCACCAAAAGUGCCGCGGACUACAGUUAUUUUGCGUCUCGUUAUUCCGGGGAUCAUUUCCGCGUUAUCGGAGAUGCUGCCAACUUUGUAGACCCGUUCUUCUCCUCCGGUGUACACAUUGCGAUGACUGGAGCGCUCUCUGCUGCGUUGACUAUUUGCGCAUCAAUGAAAGGUCAAGUUAGCGAAGAGACUGCACAGGAGUGGCAUGAUGCAAAGGUCGGCACGGCACAUACCAGGUUUCUUUUCGUUGUUCUUGGAGCCUACCAACAGAUGCACCUGCAGUCGGUGCCUUUGCUCAGCGAUUUUAAUGCUGAUAAUUUUGACACAGCCUUCGAGAUGUUCCGACCAGUUAUCUUUGGAUUGUCGGACAGCUCGACGAAGUUAACGGACCACAAGGUGCAGGAAAUGAUGGAUGUCCUACAGAGCUUCUUCGACCCCCACAUUGACGAAGAGAAUGUGAAAGCCGUCCGUCAGCGAUAUGGUCCAGAGCUACUCAGCAUGAAUGCUCCAGUUCUCGGGCGGCACAAGAUAGAACAGAUAGCCGAAAAGGACGAGGAGGGAGAGCGCGUCAUGAAGAAGUUCGACGCGCUGAAGGUAUUCAGCGACGAUGUAGAGGCGACUUACAUGGGCCGCCACGCGUUGCUUGGCUACGUGGCAAACAUGGUCAAGGGUCAACUCGGAUUGAAGAAGGCUCCCAAGCCAGUUAUCGAUGCUACGGACGAGCACAUCGUAACCAAUACUUCAGAUGGACGUAGUGCUGCUGAAGAGGCUAAGGAGGUCACCGCUGCCGUUUAACGCGAUACCAUUCUGAUGAGUCGAGUUGCUCCCGUAGAGAAGUUUCCCAGGGGUAUACAUUGUGUAACCG
Messenger RNA from Laetiporus sulphureus 93-53, 2019 nucleotides. RefSeq names its product FAD/NAD(P)-binding domain-containing protein. The transcript is spliced from 8 exons. The record is from RefSeq and is a predicted model, not a curated record. Lineage: Eukaryota; Fungi; Basidiomycota; Agaricomycetes; Polyporales; Laetiporaceae. Gene Ontology annotation, molecular function: catalytic activity; FAD binding. Bases 159 to 1949 code for a protein of 596 amino acids.